Molecule: messenger RNA, 1409 nt
Organism: Panicum virgatum (switchgrass)
Lineage: Eukaryota; Viridiplantae; Streptophyta; Magnoliopsida; Poales; Poaceae
Product: E3 ubiquitin-protein ligase SDIR1-like
Exons: 9
Coding region: 262-1137 (291 amino acids)
Source: RefSeq, a predicted model, not a curated record
CCCUUCUCCUUCCUCGAGCUCGCAACGAGUGGAAGACCCACGUCUUUCUAGCUCCUAGUCUUUUCCCCAUCCGCGGCCGCUGCUGCUCUCGUCCUCCGCCAGCGAGCGAAUCGCCAGCUCGCCGCGGCGGCUGGAGGCGCCUCGCCUUCAAUCAGGUCCAGUGGCAAUUUCAUUGCUGCGAGAGGCAGAAGGGGGGCGGCGGCUUUGGACUUUGGAGUCAACUGUCCUUGUUGCGGUGGCGGUGGCUGGCUAUUCGGCGCCAUGAGCUUCGUGUUCCGGGGGAGCAGGGCGGACAUCGAGGCCGGUGGCUUCCCGGGGUUCGCUCCCGACCGCCGCGCCAUGCGAAUUCAUGCAGGGGGCAGGCCAGUGCAUAGCAAUUCCUUGGCUUUUCUUGUCACAGUUCUUGUUUUGUUCAUGGUACUGAACUCACACCAGAUGUCUCCCAAUUUUUUGCUUUGGCUUGUUUUGGGGGUCUUCCUAAUGGCCACGAGCCUUAGAAUGUACGCCACGUGCCAGCAACUCCAAGCGCAGGCGCAAGCUCAUGCUGCAGCUGCCAAUGGUUUCCUUGGACACACUGAGCUGCGUGUGCAUGUACCUCCAAGCAUAGCCCUUGCUACAAGAGGCCGGUUGCAGAGCCUUAGACUUCAACUGGCUCUCCUUGAUCGCGAAUUUGAUGAUUUAGACUAUGAUGCUCUGAGAGCAUUGGAUGCUGACAACAGCCCACAUGUUCCUUCUAUGAGUGAAGAAGAAAUAAAUACUCUCCCUGUCUUCAAAUACAAAGUUCAGGCACAGCAGGGUAGUGCCUCGGCCCAAAAAAGUGACGGGCCACCUCAGCUGUUGACUUCUUUGACUGGGUUUGGCAAUGAGGUAUUGACAAACACUGACCUGUUUCUCAAGAAAAAGCAAGCAGAUAGAACCAGCAAAACUCCAGAGGAUGAACUAACAUGCAGUGUUUGCUUAGAGCAAGUCGCGGUGGGUGAUCUGUUGAGAAGCCUACCAUGUUUGCAUCAGUUUCAUGUAAACUGCAUCGACCCAUGGCUGCGCCAACAGGGUACAUGUCCAAUCUGCAAGCACCAGGUGAGUGAUGGGUGGCAUGGCGCAGGCAAUGGCGAAGAGGAUGCUUCUUACAUGGUGUAACUAGCCGCCUAGGAGCAUGCCUUAGCUAAUACUUUAGCUGCUGACGAAACCCGUAGAAUGCUGUUCCAGGAGGCGAUGGUUAGACCGAAUCCCUUCAGAUUUAGCGGUGGUGUGCUGUGUGUGUGCGCGCGUGGGUGUGUGUGUGUGGCUAUCCUAACAAAGCUGAGUGUGGAACCAGCUGUUCAGUGUGCUGGGUUCUUGUACAACUAAACACUUCUCUCUGAUGUUUAUAUGGAUCUAAAGGUUGAUGAUAUGUUUUCUUCCCGGUCUUA